This is a messenger RNA of Macrosteles quadrilineatus (aster leafhopper), 2521 nucleotides long. It is a transcript of the gene Fbxl4, whose product is annotated as F-box/LRR-repeat protein 4. Gene Ontology annotation, biological process: SCF-dependent proteasomal ubiquitin-dependent protein catabolic process. The record is from RefSeq and is a predicted model, not a curated record. Bases 152 to 2044 code for a protein of 630 amino acids. Gene Ontology annotation, molecular function: protein binding. Gene Ontology annotation, cellular component: SCF ubiquitin ligase complex. The transcript has 13 exons. NCBI's taxonomy places the organism in Eukaryota, Metazoa, Arthropoda, Insecta, Hemiptera, Cicadellidae.
GAUGAUGCUUGCAUUGCUUGCUGUGUUUGUUGUGUUGAGUGGUGAAGUGAUAAUUUUGUAGUUAGUUUCUCGUGUUAAUAUUGAGUUAAACAAACAUUUUUACGCAGAUAUUUAUUCAAGGAUUUAGCUAAGAGUUGCAAACACAUUUAUAAUGGUUGAUGUAAGGUUAUCGAUGAUAGAAAACUCACUAAAAGAAGACACUGAGAGUUCUGAAAUUACAUUCAUAGAACAGUAUGUCCAAGAUGUACUCGAUUUUAGUUCGCAAUAUGGGAGUGACAUAAGUAUUUCAUACACUGCGUAUAAUAUCACGGGAAAGCCAAGUAAAUUUCCAGACUAUGGUGAUUUUCCACAGGCAUUUGUCAUGCGUACAUAUGGAAACUGGUGGAAUGAAGCUCCGUCAAAAAGAAAGGAAUUCAUGGUUCAAAACUAUGGAAAAAUUAUAAGUCAUGAUUUUAUCGAUGUGACGUUUGACGAGCCUGUGUUUCCAUCCAGAGUGAGUGUGUAUGAGACAUACAACCCUGGCUCUGUGGUACGUAUCUGGGCAGCUGGUGGAGGGGAGGGAAGAGGUCGGAUACACUGGGUGCUACUGUGGGAGGGGGAGGCGAGAGUCGUCGGACACAAACCUCAUAUCUUCUCUCCACCAAUCACCACCAUCGACUUUCCCACCAGGAUGCUGAGAUUGGAGUUUGACCAUUCCAAGUUGGACUAUUACACAGAGAUUGACGCUCUGCUAUUGGUUGGCACCAAGAAACCGAUCCCCCCCACCUCCGACACAGAAGAGAAAGUCGACAAGGAGACAGGAGACAUAACAAAGAAAAUUAUGGAUCUCAAUAUACAUUCCAUUCCGCCUCAGGUGGAUUUAGGGAACACUCUGAACCAGUUCCUGGCCGAGGACUACAGACAACUACUGCGUGAGUUGGAAGACACUGCGGCUGUACUCACGGGAGCUGUGGAGGCCAUCAACAAGGCCAACAGUGGACCUUUUGGCUGUCUACCGGAUGAAACCACCCUGCAUGUGUUUGGCUACCUAGACUUGCCUUCACUCUGUCAAUGUGCCAAAGUUAAUCGUCACUUUCACUCAUUAGCAACUGAUUCACUGCUUUACACUCAAGUCAAUCUCAGGCCAUAUUGGCACUGCGUCACGGACGACACGCUGGAAGUUCUGUCUCUCAGAUGUCAACAUUUGACUAAACUCGACCUAUCAUGGUGCGGCAGCUACGAUCUCAUAACCUCAUCUAAUGUUGUACAAUUCAUCAAGACGAGCGGAAAGCAGUUAACUCACCUCAGGUUGGACUGCUGUAGGUUUGUGGAUGAUUCCAUCAUAAAAACAAUCGCCUCCACCUGCAGGAAAAUCAAAGAACUGACCCUUCGCAAUUGUUCACACAUAACUGGUGACGGUUUCAACAGUCUUGCUUCAACAUCAACAUUGGAAAGGUUGGACUUGUACAGGACAAGUAUAGAAAUGCAGCCGCUCAUCAGUAUACUCAAGGCAUCACCUAUGCUCAAACACAUCAAUCUAGGUUCGUGUGUCAGAGUGUCCAGUAUGGAUGAGGUCGCCCAGGCUCUAGGUACGUACAACCUGCAGCUAGUCACUGUAGACUUCUGGAAGACCUACAGUCUGACUCCAGUGGGUGUCAGAGCUAUCAGUCGCUGCAGCAUGCUGGAGGAAGUGGACUUUGGAUGGUGUCUGGGAGUGAGUGUACCGGGUGACUGUCUAACGGCACUAGCUGUUGGAUGUCCUCGACUACAAAAGCUGUUCAUGGCGGCUCUACGAGGCAUCAUGGACCGAGACUUGGAGCCAUUCCUCACUCAUUGUAGACAGCUGAGGCAAGUAGAUCUGUUGGGAGUCAGAAGCAUCACUGCGGAUAUCUGUCUCAGGUUCCUAUGUAUGUUUCCACAACUACAACUGUUAGACCUGAGUUUCUGUGACCAAAUUCAAGAGUCGGUGAUUGUUCAGUGGCGACAACAGUUUCCCCAUGUCAGCAUCAAACGCAGUUUCCAGUCCGAGGGAGCUGCUGGUUGUUAUCUCCCAAAUCACUACUGACACAGGCCAAACCUUCCCGAGCUGGGAACAAUGAAACAUUUCUUUUACACUGUUUGGAACGUGGAGAACCGAAUAUGAAGACUGCUCAUGAACAUACUCUCAAAUCCAGAGGGUUCACUACGUUUCCAAUGAUAUUUCAGUGAUCAACUUUACGACUGUAUUCUGUUAUAUAUUUUUCUAAUAUGGUUGAUUUUAGUAGAUAAUAGCCUAUGAAAGUGUUUUUCAAUGAUAUGUGAAUAUUCUAGACUGUUAUACCGGUGUGGUCUCAUUAAGAUAUUUCUAUUUUAUUUUAAGUAUUUCUAAUCGAAGAUAUUGUUCCUAUCCUAAUUUUUGUAUAUAGAUAAAGUUUCCUAUUUAUUUUAGAAUAUAUACAUUCCAUUUUGUCAAAACAAUUUAUUAGUUGCCUAGUGUUAUUGUAAUUGAUUUUGUUUCAAAUUUUACUCUUAAGGUUGAAUAAUACAAUAUUUAUGCUUGUUA